Messenger RNA from Arabidopsis lyrata subsp. lyrata, 1692 nucleotides. RefSeq lists its product as uncharacterized. Gene Ontology annotation, molecular function: protein binding. The record is from RefSeq and is a predicted model, not a curated record. Lineage: Eukaryota; Viridiplantae; Streptophyta; Magnoliopsida; Brassicales; Brassicaceae.
AAAUGAUUAGAUAAGUCGAGUCUACUGUGUUUAGAAAUCCAAAAAAAUAAAUAUAAAACUAUAUGGAUGAAUUUACUCAAUUGAUAUAGUUGGUUUUGGUGAUACUAUUUUAACAAUAUAUGGAUAUUAUCAAACCUCGGUGAUAGUGAAUUAGUGAUACAAUAUACCAUUGACACUGAGUCGAUCAUUAUAAUAACAUCUCGUGUGGCCAACGUUUUGCUUAAAACUUCAUAUUUUGAACACUUCAUUCCCACCCACUACUUCGAGAUCUCUCCCAAAUCCACAGAAAUAUUGUGUAAUAAUAGACAUAAAAUAAACUAUAACCAAAUCGAAAUCUCAAAUCUGACCCUUUACAGUAAAAUUGAAUGUGUGUAUUAUUGGUUGCAUAACGAGUCCACUUUCAGUAUUAUAUAUUUGUAACUAAACUCGAUCAAUAAGUAACUUUAAUAGUGUAAAGCCUUACUAAAACAAAAACCAGAUCUCAAAAAUAUGGAUACUCAAAAAUGGAGUCUAGGUUUACUAUCUCUCGCUUUUCUCUUCAUCACUUCCUCUUCCGCUGAUCUCCUCAUUAAACAGGCCACAGAAGGCAGAGGAAUAGAGUACAACAGUUCUUACAGUCUCACGACGAAUCUUGGACUGACAAGAGUGUGGAGGGAUGAGCCACCAGCGGAUAAGAUUCUGUCAAUAACAAGCUUCUCAAUAAUUAGGAGCAUAAUGGCACCCUAUGUAUCCUCUGUUUUUGAGGCUGCUGGUUACAAAUGGAGAUUGGUUUUGUACACGAAUGGUAAACAAGACGACGGUGGAAAAGAUCAUGUUUCACUUUACGCGAGGAUCGUAGAGACAGAAUCUCUUCCAAUAGGAUGGGAAGUGAAUGUUGAUCUCAAACUCUUUGUCUACAAUGGGAAGCUAAACAAAUAUUUAAUUGUUACAGAUGGAUUAGUGAAGCGAUACAACAAUGCGACAAAAGAGUUGGGAUUCGGACAACUAAUUCCUCAAUCAACUUACUACGACGGGAACGAUGGAUUCCGUGAGCAGGACACUGGUACUUUUGGUGCCGAGAUCUCCAUCGUUAACCGGUCCAACCUAAAAGAGAAAGUCACAUUCAUAUCAAACCCUCCAAACAAUGUCUUCACUUGGAAGAUACUUCAUUUCUCUACCUUGGAAGAUAAAAUCUAUAAAUCUGACGAGUUUCUUGUUGGAGACCGAUACUGGAAAUUAGGAUUUAACCCGAAAGGAGGUUUAGUCCCAAUCUAUUUAUAUGCUCAAGGAUUUAAGGCAAACGCAGUUGAAGCAACCACUUAUGGAGCAGCUAAUCUGCGGUUAAAGAAUCAACGAAACACCAACCACAUAACAUCAUUUACUGAAUAUUGGUACCUGGUUCUAAGCGGAUACGGUUUGGGAGUGAAUACUAUACCAUUAGCAGAUGUAAAGGAUGCAUCGAAAGGAUAUUUGGUGAAUGAUGCCAUUAUAAUUGAAGCUGAAAUGCUUACGGUCUCUGUGACGAACCUCGUCUCCGUUUAAAGAUCUCUACUUCUUUACCAUACUUCAAACAACCUUAGGAAGAAAGAGAUGGUUUGUGAUGUUUGUGAUGUAGUCUUUGUUUCUGGUUUUCUGAGUUUUCUCUUUUCUGUUUUGUUAUCAAUGAAAAUGAAACUCUCAGGGUUUUAAAUUUUUUGAAAAAUGUUGGGGACA